AUGUCCUCGGAGGUGCUCCUGGCUGAGGUCAAGCGCUGGUUCUACGCCCAGGAGAGUGACGGGUUUGCAGAGGAGGCUUUUGCCUUCGCUGACCAGCACACCGACUUCUUUGAGGCAGCUCGAAGCUAUUUCGACAUGGGUGGUGAAGAGCACCGUCUGGACUGGACAGAGCUCCACCAAAGCUUCGUGGCCGACUUUUCUGGCCGUUUAGAGGCCUUCCUGGCACUCCAGAGAUCCGACCUGGAGGGCCUCAGCGCCGCCUUCGAGGCCGCCGACCUCGGCGACGAUCCCCAGGCUGCGGUGAUGGUGCAGCUGAUGCUGAACAUGGCGGACUACGAGCCAUGGCUCAACUCGAUGCUCGCGCUUGUAGAGGAGCGUCGGAAGGAGGCAGCAGAUGCAUGCGGAUCCGAGACCUGUCCAGAGCUUCCGCCAGCAGAGCCGGCGGAGUCCGCGGAUGACCUGGAUGCCUUCAUGUAG
This is a messenger RNA of Symbiodinium sp. CCMP2592, 477 nucleotides long. The record is from the annotation of a GenBank genome assembly. Lineage: Eukaryota; Dinophyceae; Suessiales; Symbiodiniaceae.